AUGCGAUCAAAAAAUUUUGCAUUAAUUGCGGCUGUGGCCGAUAAUAUGGGAAUUGGUAUCAAGGAUCAAUUGCCAUGGAAACUUUCCAAAGAUAUGAAAUAUUUUGAAAGAAUAACAAAAAAAAUUUCAUUGAACAAUGAUAGCAAUGAUAUUAACUUUGAAAAUGAUAACUCGAUUUUUCAAAAUGCUGUUGUAAUGGGUCGUAAAACUUGGGAAGCUAUUCCACCAAAAUAUAAACCAUUAAAAGAUCGUUUAAACAUUGUACUAUCAAAAACUAUAGAUAAUUCAGGUUCUACAACGCAUUUUGUUUAUCCAACUUUAGAUGCAGCCAUUGAAAAUCUUAAAAAUGAUCCCAGCAUUUCAAAUAUUUUUGUUAUUGGAGGUUCAUAUGCUUAUAAAGAAGCAAUGGAAUCAAAAAACUUUUCACAUAUUUUAAUUACAAGGGUUUAUCAAAAUUUUGAAUGCGAUACCUUUUUUCCAACAAUUGAUGAAAAUGUUUUUGGAUUAGCUUCUCAUGAUGAAUUGGAGAGUUUUGUUAAUGAAAAAGUACCAAAAGGCAGGCAAGAAGAAAAUGGGAUUGAAUAUGAAUUUUUAUUGUACAAAAGAAAAAAUUUAUAA
Entrophospora sp. SA101 is the source of this 618-nucleotide messenger RNA. NCBI's taxonomy places the organism in Eukaryota, Fungi, Glomeromycota, Glomeromycetes, Entrophosporales, Entrophosporaceae. The record is from the annotation of a GenBank genome assembly.